GAAACUAACUUUCUUUCUUCUGUUGUUUCAGGAUUUGUUUCUCUCCAAUACCAGUGAUUUCUGAAAAAGUAACAAUGUCGUAUGUUGGUGAAUUGAGAAGAAGACACUCUUCUGCAAAAACAAGUACUGAAAACAAUGAAGAAAAAGCUGCUCCUCGUUAUCUUCAAGCUUCGACCGGAUCCUGUCACGAUUUCUGCAAAUAUGGGAAACAACUCGCACUUGAACCAAAGAAAAUGAGUUUAAUGCCUAGAAUUGCUGAAAGGACACACCUCCGCCGGAGUUCAGUAGGUGACGUAGUAGCAGCAGUGACCCCAAGUGUCAAACGUAGAGCAUCAGUUGAUUUCGGACCAACAAGGAUGUCAUUGGCCAAACGCAGAGAAUCAACUGAUUCUAAUGCCUCUGACGCAAUCAAGGUAAUCAAAACCGAACCAGGCCGACCAGUCCACCCUGACAAUGGAGUUGUCGUGGUGAACAAAACGAAAACAUCAUCUGUCAAAGUGAAACAAUCACCACUUCUUCCGAAAUCACAUUUCUCCUCUACCUGCAAAACUAGGAGGCAGGAAAUUUCAUCAAGUUCUAAGAUGGACAUUACCCCAAAACCAAUUUCCAAGAAGGCUGAAGCUUCAUCAAUGUCAUCUUCUAAGAAGGAGGAACCUCUAUCGAAAUCAAUCUUUCAUAACGUGAAAAUCCAUCCGAUAUCAACUUAUUCGGCCAAAACUCCAUUGAAAUCAACUUUCAAGAAGACGGGCCAAAUAGCUUCACCUUUGUUGCCUAUUUCCUCGCCCAAACCUUCGCGCAAAAGAGUUGUGGGUAUUAAUAUGCACAAGAGCCUGAAAACUGUGUCGCGUGUUAAGAAUCAACCAAAGCCUAGAAAAAUUGAACCUGAGGUACACUGCAUUGAGGCUGAGGCAGAAGAAAAGACUCUGUAUGUCAUCGAGAUAGAAAACGAAGACAAUACUUUUCAAUCCGAUCAAAAUGCAAACCAGGAAAUUGAACUUUCCCGGUCUCAAUCAUUUUCAUCAUCCAAGUUUUCAUCACAAGAAGAUCAAGAGGAAUCUGAAUAUGCAGCUAGUGAAUUCGAGGAGGAUUCUUGUUUCGAAUUUGCAAACAACGAAAAGGAAAACAAGGAAAGUCUGGAGACAUUGGACUUGAAAGUUGAGAAUGAGAAACCGCGAAAGGACGAGAUUGUGAUUUUGGUUGAACCUCAAAUUGAGGAAAGUGGUACCAAGAAGCUUAAGUUCAAAAGAGGUAAAGUGUUGAGAGAAAACGAUGCAGAUUCUGAUGAGGGGGAAGACGAGACCAGUUGCGAGAAAGUUGUUUUGAGACAUCAAGAUGUGAAAGGGAAGAAAGAUGAACAAGGAUUGUUGAAUAAUGUGAUUGAGGAAACAGCAAGUAAACUGGUUGAGAUUCAAAGAAGUAAGGUGAAAGCUUUGGUUGGUGCAUUUGAGACUUUAAUCUCUCUCAAUGAGAAAAAAACCUUGAGCAUGCACUAGUGUUUCUUUAGAUUGUCACUGAGUUUGACAGAAUCACAGUAUAUUUACUUUUAUUUUGAUUAAAGUUACGAUUUUAAACUUUAACGAAAUUAAAGUGUGACUGUGAAUUUGUCAAACUCACAGUUAUUUGGAAGUUAGAGUUGUUUUGUUAUUUGCUAAGGUUGGGUUAGAGUU
Messenger RNA from Vicia villosa (hairy vetch), 1667 nucleotides. RefSeq lists its product as uncharacterized. The record is from RefSeq and is a predicted model, not a curated record. Bases 75 to 1493 code for a protein of 472 amino acids. The transcript has a single exon. NCBI's taxonomy places the organism in Eukaryota, Viridiplantae, Streptophyta, Magnoliopsida, Fabales, Fabaceae. Gene Ontology annotation, molecular function: calmodulin binding.